Linum trigynum is the source of this 3328-nucleotide messenger RNA. Lineage: Eukaryota; Viridiplantae; Streptophyta; Magnoliopsida; Malpighiales; Linaceae. The record is from the annotation of a GenBank genome assembly.
CCAUAUUCCUGGGCCAAAACCGCAUCUUGGCCAAGCGGUUUCAGGUCUGACCUACACAAACCGCUUGGCCGAGGUGCGGUUAUGGCCCAGUCUACCAAAACCGCACCUUGGAGAUGCGGUUUGUUUCUCCAAAGCAAAACCGCACCCCCAAGUGCGGUUUGUGUAUCAAUUAUUUUCCGACACCAAACAAGCAGUCAUGCAGAUUCACAUACGUGGGGCUGCAUGGCAGAUGAAAAACGCACCUCUAAGGUGCGGUUUUCAUUGAUGAUUUUGCCUAUAAAAGGCAGCCGAGAAAUCUUCUUCUCUUCACACCUCUCCUUCUCCCUUUUCAAUUUUCUAUUGUAGCUCCAUAUUUCUCUAGUGUUUUUGCGGUUAACGUUAACUCGUAAGUUUUUUUUAUUACUUUUUAUUGUGAAUUGUGAUUUUACUAUUUUUAUGAUAUUAGUUGAACUACUGUUUUUUUUUUUUUUUUUUUUGCAGAUGGCAUUCCAAAAGUUCACACUUGGGUUACGGUGGAAUGGUUACACAGAAGAGAGCGGAAAGGGGGUCACCUACGUCGUUGGCAAUUUUCAGAAAAUAAAGGUCGCUACCAGACCGAUGCUUGAAGACCUCUAUCAAAUGUGUACUAACGUUACUUGCAUGGAUGGCACGAGAAGAGUUGAUCGUAUGGUGUACCAAUAUCCAAACAGAGAAGGUGGGUCGUUGUGGCACGAGGAAUAUCUCAUAACCACUCAGGAUGAGGUAGAUGCCAUGCUCGAAUUCUUGAGGUCCAACAAACUUUCCAAAGCCGAGAUGUUCAUUUACACCGAGCCGGUCGUAGGUGUUGGAGGUCAUUCUGGAGACGGUCAAACAUCUAGUAUCCAUGGUGGAGGUGAUGAGUAUGGAGAUCAUCCCUACCAAAGUUACCAUGAUCCUCAUUCCUAUUUUCAGUACCAAGAGCAAGGUGAAGGUCAUCAUCAAUCUUACCCGUCAUAUGAAGAAGAAGUUCAACCGGACCAUGCCAACCAACCCCAGUACAACUUCCACUCAAGCAGUGGUAGUUUUCACAACUACCAUUAUGGAGCUGAUAAAGGUGCCUUUCAUGAGCUGGAUCAGAUGGAAGAUGCCAUGUCAGCACCAGUCAGUGACCCCUCCGAUGAAGAAGGAGAGAACAAUGUCAGUGCAGACAACUCCGACCCUCUUGAAGGUGCUGAUGAUUCAGGACCAGAGUCAGACUCAGAUAAUGAUGAUGAGGUGGCUCAUGACCGUGUACCAGUCUUCUACUACAAUCACAAUCCAGACGACAAUUGGUUGGUCGACAACAAGGUUGUCAAACCGGAUUGUGCCAGUGUGCCGGUUUAGCAAGUGGAAUGGUUCGACCGGUGGUACAUACCGGUUUGUGCCGGUUCAUGCCGAUUAAUAUUACAAAUAAUUUACAAAUACUCAUAUUUAAGCAUGACAUUUAACGUCAAUACCUAAAUAUUUGUACUUGAAUCCAACAAAUAACAUCAACAUUUAACUUUUUAACACAUAAAAUAAAUAAUAAAUUACUUUUUAUCAAAUAAAUUCACUAAUAUAAGAUCAUUUUACUUAGAGAUUCGUAUAUCGAUCAUGCCGGUCAUACCGGUGGUGUCAUACCGGUUUUAUGACCGGUACAGGUUGAACCAGGUUCAACCAGUGGCACGCCGGCCGGCAUGACAACCAUGGUCGACAACGAUAUGGAACCGCCGGAGGUUCCAAUAUGGGGUCCACUCACUGGGUUUAUGAAGGGCCAACAAUUUGGCUCGAAGAAGGAGGUGCGGUUUCUACCAAAAAAAAAAGAAGGAGGUGUGGCACGCCAUUGAUACUGAAGCAAUGACUCGGCAUUUUGAAUGACACACAACUCAUUCCAACACGAAAAGGCUCAUAGUCCCCGAUCCAUGGCGCGAAUUGCUCUGCUGGCGCGCGGUCCGCCCUCCGAUCGCUCCUCCAUCCAACGGUCUUGAAGACCGCUUCGCAGAGAAAGCACACCGCACCUUUCUAGUGCGGUUCGCGUGCUGACGUGGCCUGGAACACACCCCUAAAGUGCGGUUUAUAUAUAAAACGCACCUGUGGGGUGCGGUUUCUAUCUCAACAUUCCUAAGUUUACGAGUCAUUUUGUUCACCCCUAGUAGGUAGGGGUGAACAAACACACCCGCAAACCGACCCACCCGUCCAACCCGACCCAACCCACCCGUAUUUAUCGCUAAAACGAAGGUUUUGGGUUGGGUGAAGGUUUUCUUUUGUACAACCCGCCUCUUUUGGGUUGGGUUUGGAUUUUGGAUUACACAACCCGUAGAACCCGACCCAACCCGUGUUCCAAUUGUUAGUAUGAGUUCGUAUCUAAAAAAUAUUUAUGUCGUAUAUAGCAAUACUUAUGAGAAAAUUAAGAUAUUUCGCCAUGUUUUUCUAUCAUGGUCUCCCUAAUCUAAUGCAUUCUUCGACUUAAAGUUUAGACAUAAAUUGAGUAUAGUUAUGAUUCACGUAAUCCUUUUUCUUGUGUACAAUUUUAAUAGAAUAACAUAUUAUGGAUGCGUUUGUUAAAAACCUUUUUAGCCUAUUUCAACAAAUAUCGUGAAAAAAACUAGACAUAUGUUGAAGUAAAUCACAUUUUAUUAAAAUUCAAACAACAUUUUUGAAUUUUGAUAGCUUUCACCUCGGUUUAUUCAUUUGAAAUUUUAAUUAGUUAUAAAAUAUUUUUAUGAUGUAUAAUAAUUAUAUAUUUUUAUGUUGGGUUGGGUUUUUACUUAAAAAUAUCGCCAACCCGACCCAACCCAAUUAGAAACAAACCGUAGGGUUUUAAUUUUUUUGGGUGGGUUUGGGUUUGAUAAUUUCUAAACCGUAGUACAUGGGUCGGGUGAUUAAAAUGGUUAAACCCGAACCACCCGACCCAUGUACACCCCUACUAGUAGGGUGUUCUUCUGGACUGUUGUUUCUUUCUUCACAUUCCUAAGGGGGAAAAAACAUCGAUACUAACACAGGGCCUAAAGAAGCAAAGAAAUGUCUAAAGAAGCAACGAAACGCUUCUCUAUUCCUAAUUUUGUCAACUUUCAUGAUUUAUCCAAUAUUGGGCAACUAAAUAAGUUUUGUUUUCUAUUUUUACCCUAUUAUUACAUCUCUAGUACAACCACACAUCAACAAAAUUAUACUAAACAGAGAUGGAUGUGGAAGGAAUAGAAAAAACGCACAAAUUAAGUAAAUGCUUAUAUGAUCUCAUAUGUGUUCGAAAGGGGCCUCAAUUCCAGCUAAUUAGUCCUCUUUAAUGACGAAAUGGUCCUAAAUCUUAAUCUAAUCACCACAAAAAAGGAGAAAAUGAAAUGUUUUUAUGUAU